GAGAGCAGCCUUUAAAACCAUUUCCUUUGUUUGCUGUAAGGCAAGGAAUAAUCACCCAUCACCUUCCUUAUAUAUUUUAUUUCCAGGGAAGUUCCCUUGCAGUUUCUUGUUAGCUCACUUCCUUCUGGUUUUUGUUAUAUAAAUUCACAUUAAUUCCCAUAGUUCCAUAACACCCAUCUUCGCAUUUCCUGGUUUUCCUCUCCUUUCUGAUCAAAGAAGUAUAAAAACCUGCAUUGAAACUUUUAGUUACAUCCUUCAUUAGGAGUUUUCAUUGAAGCAGGUAGCUUUGAAGAGAAGCAAAAGCAUGGGAGUUGCAGGCACUUUGGAGUAUUUGUCUGAUUUAAUGAGCAGCACUGGCCAUAAAUACAAGAAGAAAAAGCAGUUGCAGACUGUGGAGCUCAAGGUCAGGAUGGAUUGUGAUGGCUGUGAACUCAAGGUCAAGAAAGCCCUUUCUUCAUUGAGUGGAGUGAAAUCCGUGAACAUAAACAGGAAACAGCAGAAGGUGACUGUAACAGGAUACGUUGAAGCAAACAAGGUGUUGAAGAAAGCCAAGUCAACAGGGAAAAGAGCUGAGAUUUGGCCUUAUGUUCCUUACAACCUGGUGGCCCAGCCUUAUGCUGCUCCUGCUUAUGACAAGAAGGCACCUCCUGGUUACGUCAGGAAUGUAGAGAAAAAUGCAACCACUGCCACUGUCACCAGAUAUGAAGAUCCCUACAUCUCCUUGUUCAGUGAUGAAAACCCAAAUGCAUGUUCUGUCAUGUAGGUUCUGUAGUAAUUGAUGUCCUGAUGAAAAAAAAUCAUUAAGCCCAGCGUUAAAAAGAAAUCCUAUAUAGUAAGUACUUUUUUGGUUUUGUUUUCCCUGUUGGAUUUUAUGGUAGAAAAUUUUAAUGGGAUAGAGAAGAUUAUUGAGUUAUUAAUCAAAGUCCUUUUUUGUUUUUCAAAAUGGUGCUGCAAGCAAGGAGCAGUUUUGGUGUGGGACCAGAGUGAUUUUUAGGUAUGACGAAAACAAUGUCAAUGUGGGGUUCUGGGUAGACUGAGCUGCAGCUAUUGUAUUUGUAGCCUUUAUUUUGUUGUCCUUAUUAUGCAUGUAAUGUCAUGAAUUUUAUGCCCUGAAGUUAUUUUUGGCUUGGAAACAGAGCUCUAUACGGCAUCACCAUUGUAACUGGGUGCAAACUGGCUUCUCCAUUUGAGUGAUGGUGAGGUAUUACUUUUUCUUGAAAUUUUUUUCUUUUCUUGUUUGUAGGUUUCAGUUUCAUAUGCAGAAGAACCAUGACAAGUGGACCCAACUUGCAUUUUAGACCAUAUUCAAUGGAUAAACUUCCAUUUAGGAAGCUUUUCAUUGGACUUUGAGACAAAUUAAAAUGUUGAAUGCAGUAUGACAAGGUUUCAUAAGGACUAUAGAAGAAGAAAAGAAAAAGAAAAAAAAAACAGAAUGUGAAUAGCAAACAACAAUAAUAAAGCUCAAAUUCAUUCACAUAAAUAUGGCUCGCAAGAUGUGCAAUGGGAAAAGAAAGGAAAUUCCCACUUGAGAAAAACACAAGGAAAAGAAAUUCCCAGGAAAGCACAUGCUUGUGGGUUGUGCCCUCUUUUCUCAAAAACAAGCAAACAUUGAGAAAUGAGAAGAGAAUCAAACUUUCUUUUCCUUUUCUUUACUUUUUUUUUCCUCUCCUUUUCCUCAGCCCUUUCUCGGAUCCAAAGGAAGCGUAAAGGCAUGUAUUCCUCCAAUAAGUAGAGAGGUUCAAGUGAACAUAGCUUCCAUCCAAGAGUUUGAAAAAGCAUAUCCUCCUUCAACUCAA
Messenger RNA from Durio zibethinus, 1796 nucleotides. RefSeq names its product heavy metal-associated isoprenylated plant protein 23-like. Gene Ontology annotation, molecular function: metal ion binding. NCBI's taxonomy places the organism in Eukaryota, Viridiplantae, Streptophyta, Magnoliopsida, Malvales, Malvaceae. The record is from RefSeq and is a predicted model, not a curated record.